AAUUACAUAAAUUAUAUACUAUAAUUAAUUACUAAAGAAAUUACGUAUAGUGAUGUUCUUUCGAGAUUGCUCAGCUGGUAAGGAACCAGUGGCCCCUAGUGAUCCCUUCCAUGGUUUUCACCAUGUGCUGUUCGACCUCCUUCGGGUUGAAGGAGGAAUGUCUUGUUUACAAACAAAGAUGCAAAUAUUUACAAGCACGUAAAUAAAAACACAAUCUAUAGUAUACAGGACAUGUCUAAAUCUAAACACGACUCUUCAUCUGCUGUCGCUGCCUGCCUUGAGGGCCAUUUCGGACUCAAACGUACGCGUCCCGCACCGUCUAGCACCGCAUCGACCUCUCAAUGGGAUGCCACGCGAGCAAAGUGCAAGAUGAGACCUGCGUGACAUGGAAGGACACGCAUGGCUUUGUUUCAAGGGAGUCCUCUGUGGAGGGUCCAUCACCACGCUUGAGUUUUCGCUCCAUGGAUGGGGUGCGCAUCUACCGAGAGGGGGACGCGCCGCUCCCGCCGAUGAGAAGCACUCACCAACGGCAUCUCACGAAGUUUGAUAGCUUCCUGCAGAAGCUUGAUCAGAACAAGCUGGAUCAGUUGAUCCACCAGAAGCGUCGCACUCAUGCUCGCAGACAGGAGAAGAGAUGGAGCCAAAUGGAUGAUUCACUUGAAGUCUCCCUCAGCAUUUGAGCUCGCCAUAGUCCGGUCAUGCAUGGAUUCCGCAAAUUCAGUGUUUCCGCCUCCACAUCUACCUUGAGUCUCCAAUGACCCUUUUAAAUUUGCCUUUCCAAGAAAAAGAGGUUUUUGAAAGAAAGCACUCUUUUUUGCAUAUGUCACGAAAUGUUCCUUUUUUGUUUGUGCCCUGUCAGAUCCUCCUUAGACAGUGUCCUGAGACCUUUUUUCGGCGUCCAAAACGCGUCUUUUUGCGUCCAAAAGGCGUCUUUAAGCGUCCGUGCCGGACGCGUCCGGAUGAAGAUUCACUCUGCACCUUUUUUUGAGUCCUCAUCUCUAAAAACGCGUUUUUCGAGCAAAAACGCAAAAAUAUUAGACCAAAAACAAAAACGCAGAAAAAAAAAGGUCUUUGGAGACUCAAGGUA
Molecule: messenger RNA, 1087 nt
Organism: Durusdinium trenchii
Lineage: Eukaryota; Dinophyceae; Suessiales; Symbiodiniaceae
Source: the annotation of a GenBank genome assembly